This is a messenger RNA of Micromonas commoda, 1650 nucleotides long. RefSeq lists its product as hypothetical. The transcript is spliced from 2 exons. The coding region runs from base 38 to 1375 and encodes 445 amino acids. Gene Ontology annotation, cellular component: plasma membrane. Gene Ontology annotation, biological process: protein localization to plasma membrane. NCBI's taxonomy places the organism in Eukaryota, Viridiplantae, Chlorophyta, Mamiellophyceae, Mamiellales, Mamiellaceae. The record is from RefSeq and is a predicted model, not a curated record.
CACCGAAACGCACCGAACGCACGCACGUGUAUCCGCCAUGUUCAACAUCGUCACCGCCGCCCCCAACCAGGCCGUCAUCGUCUCCGGUCUCCGCGGCCAGCGCGUCGUCAUCGGAGGCUGCGCGAGUGUUAUGUGGUGCGUCGAGACGUACGACCGCCUGUACCUCGAUCUCAUGACGCUGUCCAUCAAAUCCGUCGAGGCGGAGACCGCGAAGGGCGUGCGCAUCUCCCUGAGCUCCACCGCGCAGAUCAAGAUCAUGUCCGGCGACGGGCACAAGAUCGACUACGACAAGGUCAAGCUCGCGGCGACGCACUUCCUCGGCAAGAAGCGCCUCGAUAUCCAGGACGCGGUUCACCGCACCAUGGAGGGCCAUCAGAGGCAAGUCAUCGGCACGCUCACCGUCGAGGAGCUCUACAAAGACCGCGCGUCCUUCAGCGAGCGCGUGAAGGAGCUCGUCGACCCCGACCUCCUCGGCAUGGGCUUCGCUCUCGUCUCCUACACCGUCACCGAGGUGGACGAUCGCGAAGGGUACAUCACCGCGCUCGGAGCCACACAGACCGCAUCGGUGAAGAGAGAAGCAGAGGAGGGUAAAGCCAAAAACGAGUCGCAGGCGCGCAUCAUCGUCGCGAAAGCCAAAGCCGAGGCGCAGAUCGCGGAGGCUGAGGCGAAGCGCACGUCCACCGUCCGCGCCAACGAGUUCGCCGCGUCCGAAGCCGAGUCCAUGCGCGACCUCCAGAUGAAGCAGCAGGGGUUCCAAAAGGAAGUGAACGAGGCGACGGCGAGAGCCGAAGCCGCCAUUCGCAUCGAGACGGCCAUCCAGAACCAGAAAGUCGUCAAGCAGCAGACCCUGCAGAAGGUCGAGGAGGCCGAGGUCAUGCUACAGGUGACCGAGCGCGAGAUGGAGCGCGCCAAGGCUGAGGCGGAGGGUGCCUCGGGCGCUAAGUUGAUCGAACAGAAGAACAACGCCGAGUCCCGGCGAGUCGCCGCCGAGGCCGAAGCCUACGAGAAACAGCAGCUCGGUGAAGCCGAGGCUGCCGCGAUCAAGGCCAAGGGUAACGCCGAAGCCGCCGUCAUCCGCGAGAAGCAGCAGGCGUACCCCAACUACGCGGAAGAGAGGAUGGUGACCAUCAUCACGGAGAAGCUACCGGCCAUCGCAGACGCCGUCGCAGCGCCGUUGAAAAACGCGGGGAAGAUGACCUUCGUGUCGUCCGACGGCAGCGCGGGGAGUAGGCUGACGAACGACAUCUCGAGCAUCAUGGGUCAGCUGCCGGACACGGUGGAGGCGCUGACUGGCGUGAACUUGAAGCGGGUGAUGAAGCGCCUGGAGGGACCCGCGGCGGCGGCGGUGAAAGCCGCGGUGGAGUCCACCGACUGAUUUGUGAAAAUCAACAACAGCUGGAAAGACGGCGGGUCCUUCGAAAGCGAGGGCCCCCGACGACCUCUGGCUGGAUAUAUAUGAAUCAAAAAUCCUAAGAGAAGCCAAUUAGAAAUUAUUGCGCGUGUCAUCAGGCAGCUCAUUAAAAAGGAAAACUUGCAUUCGUACGCGAUGCUAUGUGGUGGCGGGGCUAACCAGCCUUAUUUUGCGUCGCGCUCAUUAAAAAGGAAAACUUGCAUUCGUACGCGAUGACGUUUCUUCGCCGCGGUGUUUGA